AGAGCGCUCAAUGUCGGAACGUUCCGAAGAUGACGUCGGAGCGUUCUCGAAUCCCGUGUCUCUCGGCUGCUGCUGCCGAAGGAACAGGGAAAAAGCAACAAGAAGGAAGAGCAAUGGCGACACUGGAUCGCAAAGUGCCCAGUCCGGAGGCGUUUCUGGGCAAACCCUGGUCCUCCUGGAUCGACGCCGCCAAAUUACACUGCUCCGACAAUGUAGAUUUAGAAGAGGCUGGAAAAGAGGGUGGAAAAAGCAGGGAGGUUAUGAGGCUUAAUAAAGAAGAUAUGCACUUAUUUGGCCACUACCCAGCACAUGACGACUUCUGUCUCGUCGUGUGCAGUGCCUGUAAUCAGGUCGUCAAGCCCCAGGUCUUCCAGUCGCACUGCGAGAGAAGACACGGUUCAAUGUGUAGACCUUCUCCCUCUCCGGCGCCUCCUCCCUCCCAUUCCAGGACAUCACUAGUACAGGCGAAAACAAAAGCCUGUCUCAGCGGCCAUAACUCUGCCAGCAGCACCUCAAAGCCAUUCAAAACGCCCAAAGACAAUCUUCUUACCUCCAGCAGCAGGCAGCACACAGUCUUUUCUGCGAAAGGAUCCAGGGAUAAACCAUGCGUUCCGGUUCCUGUAGUCAGUUUAGAGAAAAUUCCUAACCUAAUGAAGGCAGAUGGUGCCAAUGUCAAAAUGAACUCUGCAACCACUACUGCAGUCACCGCCUGCUCCAUCUCAUCCUCUGCUGUCUCCACCCCACCUUUAAUUAAGCCGGUCUUGAUGUCCAAAUCAGUGCCACCUUCCCCAGAGAAGAUCUUGAAUGGCAAAGGAAUUCUGUCCACCACAAUAGACAAGAAACACCAAAAUGGCACCAAAACCAAUAACAAGCCUUACCGGAGACUGUCAGAGAGAGAAUUUGACCCAAAUAAACACUGUGGAGUAUUGGAUCCCGAGACAAAGAAACCUUGCACAAGAUCCCUCACCUGCAAGACACAUUCACUGAGCCAUCGGAGGGCAGUCCCAGGCCGGAAAAAGCAAUUUGACCUCCUUCUGGCGGAGCACAAAGCCAAGUCCCGGGAAAAAGAAAUUAAAGAUAAGGAGCAUCUCCUGACUUCCUCAAGGGAAGUACUUCCAAACCUGCCUGGGCCGGCGGCACAGGACUGUCUGCCAGGAUCUUCAGGGAGCUCUGGGCCAGAACCUAAAGUCGCGUCCCCUGCAAAAUCCAGGCCACCUAACUCUGUGCUUCCUAGACCGUCAUCUGCAAACAGCAUAAGCAGCACCACGUCUUCCGGUCACAGUGGCCACACUCCGGAGCCCCCUCUACCCCCAGUGGCCGGGGACCUUGCCAGCCGACUGUCCAGUGAUGAAGGGGAGAUGGACGGAGCUGACGAAUCUGAGAAGUUGGACUGUCACUUCUCCACCCACCACCCCAAGCCUCUCGCGUUUUGCUCAUUCGGGAGUCGCCUCAUGGGACGAGGGUACUAUGUGUUUGAUAGAAGAUGGGAUCGUUUUCGAUUGGCAGUAAACUCCAUGGUAGAAAAACACUUGAAUUCACAGAUGUGGAAGAAGAUCCCUCCUGCGGCAGAUAGCCCCAUGCCCUCGCCAGCAGCCCACAUCACCACCCCCGUUCCAGCAUCCGUUUUACAGCCUUUCAGCAACCCCAGUGCUGUGUACCUUCCUUCAGCUCCCAUCAGCUCGAGACUCACCUCUUCUUACAUAAUGACAUCAGCCAUGCUCUCAAACGCAGCUUUUGUGACAUCGCCGGACCCGAGCGCCCUCAUGUCACACACCACAGCUUUCCCUCAUGUGGCUGCAACCCUCAGCAUCAUGGACUCAACCUUCAAGGCCCCCUCCGCCGUGUCCCCGAUACCAGCCGUCAUCCCUUCCCCAUCCCACAAGCCAUCCAAAACCAAAACCAGCAAAUCCUCAAAAGUCAAAGACCUGUCCUCCCAUAGCGACGAGUCUCCAAGUAACAAAAAGAGGAAGCCACAGUCUUCGACUUCCUCCUCCUCCGCCUCAUUAUCCUUGCAGACAUCCCUCUCGUCUCCAUUAGCAGGGCCCCACAAAAAGAACUGCGUUUUGAAUGCCAGUUCAGCUUUGAACUCGUAUCAGGCGGCCACCCCCUAUAACAGUCUGUCUGUGCACAACUCCAACAGUGGGGUGAGCCCACUCAGUGCCAAACUGGAGCCCUCAGGACGGACCUCGCUGCCCGGCGGCCCCGCGGACAUAGUGAGACACAUGGGCUCGGUGGGCGGCAGCAGUGACUCCUGUCCCCUCUCUGUGCCCUCCCUUGCAGGGGACCUCUCUCUGGCCUCUCACAAUGCCGUGUCUUCUCUGCCCCUCUCUUUUGACAAAUCAGAAGGAAAAAAGCGUAAGAACUCGAGUUCUAGUAGCAAAGCCUGUAAAAUCACUAAAAUGCCUGGUAUGAAUAGCGUUCACAAAAAGAACCUGCCCAGCCUUCUUGCACCGGUGCCCGAUCCCGUUAACAGCACCUCCUCUCGGCAGGUUGGGAAAAAUAGCAGCCUAGCUUUGUCACAGUCCAGUCCUUCAAGCAUGUCCAGCCCAGGACACAGCCGACAGGUAACCAUAAAAAAAAGCGACUUGGAUAACGUGUAUGCCUUCUUUUGUAUUAAUGUACCAAUUGUAAAUAAUGCUGAUCAACCUUUGUAGAGAAUAGUUUAUACAGCAUAUUCUAUUAUUGCUGAUUCUCAGUGAACUCUUGUUUUAAAAAAGGAAAAAAAGAAAUUUUCUAUUUACACCUUAUAUUUUGUUAUGCUGUCAGCCCAUGGCACUUUAACAAAACUCUGUGGGUUUUACGUAGCUGGUCAGUCAUGGGGUAUAUUAAAUAACUGUUGCACAGACAAGAAUUUGCACCUGCUCAUUUGUCCUUUCCUACUACCAAUUUUAGAACCUUUUCCAGAAGAAUUUUGAAAAAAGCAUGUCCAAACAUUCUAAACAAAUGCCUCACUUGUGGAGUGGGUUUCUUUUCUACAAUCCAUAUUUUGUAACACUAAGUAUUUUCCUCCUUUGUCCCGCACCUUGAUGUAUUAGCACUAUCAGAGAGAGUUCAUUCCAUGCCUGUGAUAUUGCGAGCAGAAUAAAUGUCUAAAGUAGGUGUAAAUAGUAAAUUCUAUGGCUUACAGUUUUAAAAAGGAAAGAACAAACAUGUAUCUAUUGAUACUGCCGUGGUUCAGUACCAGGCCUGGAGACAUUCUCCAGCGAGCGAUUGUAAUUUUUUUUUUUGCUUUUUUUUUUUUUUUUGUAACAUGGCUUUGUAAAUAAAAUAAUUUAUAUGUUUGUAAAACAGUCUUUGGGUUUUCAUAAAAUUGAAUUUUUUUUUGCUCCUUUUUUUCUUUUGAACAAAAGCAUUCUCACCAGACAAGACUUCCUGUUAGAACACAUUUGAGAAAUUGAAGAGAGUGAAUUUAUUCAACAAAUAUUUAUGGAGCACCCUGUCUGUGGCUGCCCCUGAGCUAGGUGCUCUGUGCUCAGUGAUGAGAACAGAGUCCCAGAUCCUUUCUGGAAGCAACCCAGUGGGGGAGGCAGUAAAUAAACACACAAUCAAAUGUGUAAUUACAGAUUAUGGCAAAUGGUAUGGUGGAAAGAACUGAUCUCUAUGAAAGAGAAAAUUACAGGAGAAACCAAAGUAAAAUGGAUGAAGUGGUACUAUUUGGGAGUUCCUCUGAGGAAGUGAGCUGAAGACACACAGUGGCGGGGACAGAAUGCCAGGCAGAGAUGUUCCGAGGUAGGAAAAGCUUGGUAAAUUCUUGGCAUCUAAUGAAGAUCCACUGUAGACAGACCAAGAGGAAAGAGAUGGACAGAAGGCAGGGAUAGGUCACAAAGGGCCUCGUAGAGUUUGGAUUUUGUGUUCCAUUCAGUGGGAAUCCUUUGAAAGGCUUUAAGCAGGGGAAUGACCUGAGCUAAUCUGUAAAAGGAUCACUCCAGCUGCUGUGUACAGAAUCAACUGGAAGCUAUUGCAAGAGGCCAGGUGAAACACAAUGUUUGUGUGGUCCCAAGAUGUUGACAGUGGAUGUAAAGAAAUGAAUGGAUUCAAGACAUUAAGUUGACAAGACUUGUUUAGGAAUUGAAGGUGAGAGUUAGGGGAAGAAUAGAUCCCAAGGUUCUGGUAGAGCAAUCAUGUGGGUGGAGAUGACAUUUCUUCAGCUGUGGAAAACCAAGAGGAAGACAAGGGCUUUUUGGAGCCGUGCAGGAGGGGUGUUUCAUGCAGAGCAGAAGUUUGGAUUUGUGCAUGUACAUUUGCUCGUGUACAGAUUACUGUGAUGCACAUGCUGCUAUGGCAAGAAGGCAGGUAUACACAUGACCAACAGUGGGUCUAUGCUGCAGGCAUCAAUUUGGGCAUUUUUAGUAUAUGAUGAUAUUUAGAGCCACAGGUAUGGAUGUGUUUACUUGAGAGUGUGUAGGGGAAAAGAGCAGAUGCUUAAAGGUUAGGUAGAAGCAGAAAGCUAGCAAAGAACUCUGAGCAUUCACAAAGGGCAGAGAGAACCCAAUGAAAAGUAGUUUGCUGCAAGCCAGGACUGUAAGAUGUUUCAAGGAAGGAACGGUCAACUGAGUCAAAUAUCACUGCAAAAUGGAAAAUAAGAUGGUCUCCUCUGGGGCUUUGCAGCAUGGAGAUCCUCGGUAACUACUAGUUUCCUAGGGCUGCCAUAACAGAUCACCACAACUCGGCUUCAAACGAAAUAUGGGCAGACUUCAGAGGUACUGCAGGCUCCUUUC
Molecule: messenger RNA, 4718 nt
Organism: Manis pentadactyla (Chinese pangolin)
Lineage: Eukaryota; Metazoa; Chordata; Mammalia; Pholidota; Manidae
Gene: ATXN7L1
Product: ataxin 7 like 1
Exons: 12
Coding region: 30-2654 (874 amino acids)
Source: RefSeq, a predicted model, not a curated record